This is a messenger RNA of Ictalurus punctatus (channel catfish), 4543 nucleotides long. RefSeq names its product p21 protein (Cdc42/Rac)-activated kinase 6b (gene pak6b). Gene Ontology annotation, cellular component: cytoplasm. Gene Ontology annotation, molecular function: protein serine/threonine kinase activity; ATP binding. Gene Ontology annotation, biological process: protein phosphorylation; meiotic sister chromatid cohesion, centromeric; mitotic spindle assembly checkpoint signaling. Bases 1901 to 3616 code for a protein of 571 amino acids. NCBI's taxonomy places the organism in Eukaryota, Metazoa, Chordata, Actinopteri, Siluriformes, Ictaluridae. The transcript is spliced from 9 exons. The record is from RefSeq and is a predicted model, not a curated record.
UUAAAUGGUAGUACAAUGAAGCUGUUGGUAGGAUAUGGUCACUGGUUGAGCAAAUAGUCAUUCCUUCGUACUCCACCUCAAAGGUCUGGAAUGUCUUACUGAAGUCAAGGGCCCUGUGAAUAGGAUUGGUUCCUUAUGGAUUUAGACUCGGACGUAAGAACGCACCCAACUCAUCCCAACAUGUGCUGGCCUGUGUGCUGCAUGUUGACAGGAGCAGCUACCACAGUUCUGUGUGUGCGAGACAGACAGACUGUGAGGUGUGAGUGAGUCUUUUGUCGAGUUCUAUUGAAGCCUGUUUUCCACUUCUAGGCAGAAAGGUAAGUUAUUUAUUUUCUCUUAGGACAGGGUGGAUUUGAGAGGGGAAGGACGGUCGAAAACACCUUGAAUAAAAGGUAGUAAGGCGCAAAAGCUUCGAGUGGAAAGGUCAUGUGACUUAAUGGGAAGAACGAGAUGUGGGAAGGGUAGUGACUCAUCAGGCAAUCUUUUCUUUGUUCAGCUUUCAUUUCCUACUUUUUCAUUUAAAAUGCAGGCUAGACCUGAGGGGGGGGAAAAAAGGCUUGCAUUUUCUUUCAGAGAUUAGUGUAUUUUUAUUCGUUUUAGUGUGAUGUCCAAAAUGUUCUCACUUACCAGGAUGGGCUGCAGGAUGCAGAUAUUUCCAGCACUUUUGGAACGUGGUUAAGUGAGACAGGGACGAAGAAAGUUUGGACCUGAAUUGAUCCAGUGGAAUUUUCACAUUAGUGUCCUUGGGCUGUCUUAAUGAAAAAGUAACUCUGAAAAACAAGGUAGUUCUUAGUUGUCUCAAUAAACAGAUUUCUUAUGCAGGACCUAAUUAGCUGAGUAGUAUGCAGUGUCUGUAUUAAGGCGCCGGCUCACCAGUAGAAUCUUUGACCAUCCGUAAGUUGGUCGUCAGAAAGUGAGCACAACUUUGCACCAUUUUGUGUCGUUAUUAUGAGCAAUACCAGUUUAGACUGUCGAUGAGAACAUGAUGAAUGUGUUAGAUGAUUCAGCAUCUAUGAAGGACUGCUUUAGGAAAGUUUAGUAUGCAUUGAUCAAGCUUAAUGUGUACGGUAUCUUAGCGUUAAGCAUGUUCGCCUCACACCUCCAGGGUUUGGGGUUCGUUUCUCGCCACUGCCCUGUGUGUGCACACAUGUUCCCCUGUGCUGCGGGGGGGGGGUUCCUCCAGGUACUCCAGUUUCCUCCCCCAGUCCAAAGACAUGCCUGGUGGGCAUGGUGAUUGGGCUGAUUUUGAUGUCCAACAUGUCUGUAGUGUAUGAAUGUGUAUGUGAUAGUGCUCUGUUAUGGAUUGGCACCCUGUGUACCCCCGCCUUGUCCCCGAUGCACCCCACGGCUCUGACGGAUACGCGGUAUAGAAAAUGGAUGGAUGUCCACGCUUAUAAUACCUUGGGUAUUUUUUUGGACUUGUUCUCCCUUCCGUCAGCUUCAGAAUUAUUGGUAUCCUUAAUAAAAGCUUGUGAUGAAUGAUAUAUCGAGUAUAUUUUGAACAUAUGUGCAGUCUUAUAGAGAACAGUAUGUUUUUUGAACAGUGCAGUUUUUCCGUUUUAAAAUGAUUGGCACCCCUCGAUUACUAUUUGGUGAAGCCUCCUGUGGAGAAAAUAACAGCAAGUAAUAUUUUCCUGUAAUUUCUAAAAGCUUGGACACUCGAGUAGAAAUUUCUUCGACCACUGUAUGUCAAAGACAUACAGGCAUGCAGUUUUUGCUUACACCAUGCUCCUUUGCCUCAUAGGUGAUCGGGUUGCACCAAGAAAAGCAGAACGGCUUGACGAUGUGAGUGAGAGACUUCCAUCACUAAAUAUCACCUGUGGCCAACAGGAAUAUAGAGGACAUCGUGCGGGGCAGUUUUAUAGGACAUGGAGACUACAUUGCGUCAGCAAUCGCUGAAAUGACUAAGCUUUCUGUUACCAGCUCCAACUCACUCAGGAGGACUAGUCUGUCUGUUCGAAAACGAGCCCAGUCCUUAGGACGCCUGGGUGAACUUGUUGAAGGGGAGACAUAUCAGUAUCAGGAACUGAAUGAGAAUAAACAUAAAAACGGCCAGCCUGUCUUAGAUUUGCAUGAUUGGAGACGGCAAGUCUAUAGUGAGAGUGGAAGCCCACGUCCAGGGGCCAAAAACAGUGCCACUCUCCAACCGAAUGGGCUGGCCCCAAGAGCCAGGUCUAUUAUUGAAGUCACUAUGGCGUCUUCGGAGAAGCCACGGCUCAUGCCAAGGGACAUUUUAUUUUUACCAGGUGCAGGUCAAGAAGCCACAUAUGCCCAGAGCGAGAGACAAGGACCUUAUUAUCCCAGUAUGGCUCAGAGAGUCAAUAAGAUCAACCAAAGGCCUAUGUCCUGCCUCUACAAUACUCCCACGUUAAGUCAAGGGUCAAAGUUCAAACCAAGGGUGACUCCCAGCUCAGCGCUUCCCCUGGUUUCUGUGGAGACCACUAGAAGACCAUACUCCACUUAUGACUUGAAGACAAACUCAGGGGGAUUCUCAAAACCAAAUGGCACCAGCAGUCCAAAUCCAGCGUAUGACAUCCAUUCUCAGUCCUCCAGCAAUACAACAGUCAUAUCUCCUAGUAAUGCCUCGGUACCCACUAUACAGGACAGUCCUUCUCAGCCUCGCCCCUCACCGACAGGCUCCCCUGCCACUUACAUUCCUGGGGCUUGCUCUCCCAGCCUAAGAACUCCUGAGCCAGCCACCAUUAUUUGUGAGCAGCCUGGGGUCACUCAUGCACAGUUCAAGGCUGCUCUGCAAAUGGUAGUGGACAAAGGGGACCCCUGCACCUACCUGGAGAACUUUGUGAAGAUCGGUGAAGGCUCAACAGGAGUUGUCUGUAUUGCACGGGAGAAACAUACUGGGAAACAGGUAGCAGUGAAGAUGAUGGAUCUGAGGAAACAGCAAAGGAGAGAGCUGCUCUUUAAUGAAGUGGUUAUCAUGAGAGACUACAGGCAUAAGAAUGUGGUUGAGAUGUACAAGAGUGCUCUAGUGGAGGAGGAGCUUUGGGUCAUAAUGGAGUACUUGCAGGGUGGCGCUUUAACCAACAUAGUGUCUGAAACUAGGUUGUCAGAGGAGCAGAUAGCUACAGUGUGUGACGCUGUGCUGCAGGCUCUCGCCUAUCUCCAUGCACAAGGUGUCAUCCACCGAGACAUCAAGAGUGACUCGAUCUUACUAACACUGGACGGGAGAAUAAAGCUAUCAGACUUUGGAUUCUGUGCUCAGAUCAGCAAAGACAUCCCAAAAAGGAAGUCACUAGUUGGAACUCCAUACUGGAUGGCUCCAGAGGUCAUCUCCAAAACCCCAUAUGGCACAGAGGUGGAUGUGUGGUCUCUGGGCAUUAUGGUGGUGGAGAUGGUGGAUGGAGAGCCUCCAUAUUUCAGUGACACACCAAUAACUGCUAUGAAGAGACUGAGAGAUGAAGCAGCACCUUCUGUCAGAAAUACACACAAGAUCUCACCAGUGCUGAGGGACUUUCUGGAAUCCAUGCUGACAAAGGAUCCUCUGGAGAGAGCGAGUGCCACUGAUCUGCUCAAGCACCCUUUCCUGCUGCAAAGUGGCUCCCCUCACUGUCUGGUGCCUCUCGUGGAGCAGUACCGGAAACGCAUGUCCUGCUGCUGAACAGCGCUACAGGACUGCAUACAUCAGCAAAAUCAAUAAACUCUAAACAUGACAUUUGUGAAUGUGAACCUCUUAUGUCUGUCAGUGACCAUAGUCAAUAUUUUCAAAAGGGAUGUGUGUAACAUUCACUUUUUUUUUUUUUUUAAAUUUCACCUAGCCUAACUAAAUGCACACUAGAACCAUUGGCUUUUCUUUUUUUUUUUAAUUUAAAAAGUAAUUCCACAAUUUUGUUUAACUUUCACUAUACCGACUACUUUUGAGUAUUAUUCAUUACCUACCAAAAUUUUACUUAAUGACAUCACAAAGUCUAACGUACAUCUGAGGGUUUUUUUUUCUUUUCAUUUUUAUAUUAAUGUUUAGUAUUUCUCUAAAUUCCUAAAUGUCAGUGCUUUGUUAAAAAAUACCUAAUGUAUUUUUGAUUAAUGAAAAGGAAAUAGCAUGUAUUUAUUUGAUAUUAGUACAAAUCAUUUGGAAACAAUGAAUACAUCAUUUACAUGAUAAUCUGUCUCUCUGAAGCGGUGACCGAGUUGGGUAUGAAUGUUAUUCGGCUCAUUGAAAUCAUCUAUUUUGUAUUAAAUCACUUAUUUCUGACCUAAGAGCUAAGAACUUUAUGGUUAAUACAUUAAUGUUACAAAUGAGAAAGGUAUUAAACCGGUCAGAGUGCCCGUGCUGACCUAUGUCCACGGCUAAAAGCACCUACAAUGGGCACAUGAGCAUCAGAACUGGCUAUGGAACAAUGGACGAAGGUGGCCUGGUCGGAUGAAUCACAUUUUCUUUUACAUCAUGUGGACAGAUAUACAUAGUGCUGUGAAAAAGUAUUUGUGAACGUGAAAAAGGACGUAGUCCUAUGCUUUGGAUCAUUGUCUUGCUGCAUAAUCCAGUUGCACUUGAGUUUCAACUUAAAUGCAAUAAAUAUUACUCCAAUGA